ACCAUCAACGCCAUCGUCUCGAUCCCUGCUUAGCUAACAGUAGUGCAGCGAACACCACCACCUCCCAUCUCAUCGAGGACCAGUCAAUCCAUCGCUGCUUAGAAGUUAACUAGCAGCUAGAGCAAUGGCGGCCACAAGAAGCUUGCUUGCGGCGGCGUUCCUGGCGCUGUCGUUGCCGGCGGUGCUGUGCCAGGCUCCCGGGCCGGCGGCGCCCAAGGGGCCGCCGAACGUGACGGCGAUCCUGGAGAAGGGCCAGCAGUACAACACGUUCAUCCGGCUGAUGAAGGCGACGCAGCAGGACACGCAGCUCAACAGCCAGCUAAACAACUCCUUCAACGGCUACACGGUGUUCGCGCCCACCGACAACGCCUUCAGCAGCCUCAAGACCGGCACGCUCAACGGCCUGUCGCGGCAGGAGCAGGUUUCCCUUGUGCAGUACCACAUCAUCUCGCAGUUCUACUCCAUGGCGGCCUUCGAGACGGCCAGCAACCCGGUCCGCACGCAGGCGUCGGGCUCCAACGGGCCCUACACGCUCAACAUCACCGCCAACAGCAACAACCAGGUGAACAUAUCCACCGGCGUCGUCACCACCAACCUCGGUACCGCGCUGCGCUCGGACCAGCCGCUCGCGGUGUACUCCGUCGACAAGGUGCUUCUGCCCAACGACCUGUUCGGCGUCAAGCCGCCGACGUCCGCGCCACCCGCGCCCACCAGGAGGCCGUCCAAUGGGAACUCCAGCUCUGUGGCUCAGGCGCCCGCCGGGGCCACCGACACCCCGCCAUCCGGCGCGGCCGCGGGAGGCGCCAGGGUCGCCGGGUGGAGCUUGGCCGCUCUGCUUCUGGGUGCCGCAGCCAGCUUGUUGUGAGAAAUUGUUGAGAAGAGAGAUCAAACACGCGAGAGCUAGCCUACGUGCAUGUGCAUGAGCAGUUCUUGUUGCUCUUUCAUUUUCUUCUCUUGAUUUUGGAUUUAUUUGUUGCUCCACCUGGUUUGGAAAAAUCUCUCAUGUGAUUCUUAUCUGAAUGUUAAUGAUGCUCUACUAUUGAGCUAUUUGUUU
Phragmites australis (common reed) is the source of this 1054-nucleotide messenger RNA. RefSeq names its product fasciclin-like arabinogalactan protein 11. The transcript has a single exon. The record is from RefSeq and is a predicted model, not a curated record. Lineage: Eukaryota; Viridiplantae; Streptophyta; Magnoliopsida; Poales; Poaceae. The coding region runs from base 125 to 865 and encodes 246 amino acids.